Fibroporia radiculosa is the source of this 1998-nucleotide messenger RNA. RefSeq lists its product as uncharacterized. NCBI's taxonomy places the organism in Eukaryota, Fungi, Basidiomycota, Agaricomycetes, Polyporales, Fibroporiaceae. The transcript is spliced from 11 exons. The coding region runs from base 1 to 1998 and encodes 665 amino acids. The record is from RefSeq and is a predicted model, not a curated record.
AUGGCUUUUCAGUGUCCCAAGUCCUACAGAGCAUACGCCUUUCUCGAGCGCGGAGGAUCCCUUUGUGCGAUAGACGUUCCGUGGAAGGAUCCCCAGCCCGGCCACGUCGUCGUCAAAGUGCUUGCGUGCGGUGUUUGCGCCAGCGAUGAAGCAGUGAGGUAUCAGUUUUUCCCUACCGUCGUGUAUCCGCGCAUCCCAGGGCACGAGAUCAUCGGCGACGUCGUGGCUGUUGCGCCGGGCGAGGUGCAGUGGAAACUAGGCGACAGGAUCGGGGCAGGCUGGCAUGUCGGUCAUUGCAGCGCGUGCGAUCGUUGCCGUUUAGGCGACUUUGUGACCUGCCCCCUUUCAGCACUGUCUCCUACGGGUGUGGGGAGCGAUGGCGGUUACGCAGAGUACGUCACUCUGCGUUCAGAGGCGUUAGCGAGCAUCUCGAGGGAGAUAGAUCCCGCGGAGGCUGCUCCGUUCUUAUGUGCAGGAGUAACGUCUUUCAAUGCCCUUCGUAACAUGCAAGCCUCACCUUCAGAUCUUGUCGCCAUUCAGGGUGUUGGCGGCGUGGGCCACAUCGCCAUCCAGAUAGCACGCCAGAUGGGCUUUCACACCAUCGCGCUUUCCUCUUCAGCUGACAAACGAGAGUCGGCACUGGAACUGGGAGCACAUGAGUUUAUCAGCGGGACCGCAGAAGCACAGGUGGCAACGCUCAAAGCGCUCGGGGGUGCGCGAAUCAUCCUGUGUACCGCACCAGACAUCGGGGCCAUGACCACCCUUGUCGACGGACUCGCAUGCGAUGGCCAGCUCCUCGUUCUCUCGUUCAUCGCGGACUCGCUUCCAAUUCCUAUUGUCCCCAUGCUAGCUCGAAGAUUAAGUGUCCGAGGAUGGCCAUAUGGUACGGGUAAGGACUGUGAGGACGCAGUGAAGUUCGCUACACUGCACGGGAUUAAGCCGAUCACAGAAGAGGCUCGUGAGUCAGUAUACUACGAGCGCGAGACUCUUCAAGCUGCAAAGCCUCAUGUGCCGCGCAUGUUCGGUCUCUGCGCGCGCGCACUCGGAGAGGAUACGGGCUGUGGGACGGCUGCGGGCUUGGCUUCGGUUUGGGUAACAGGAGCGCUGGGACCUGAGACUGUGAAAUCCAGCGACGGGACACCCAUCUACGCCGAGGCCAUCGGCGACUGCCGCAACCCCUCUCUGGUCCUCGUGCACGGGCUCAACCUGUCUGCGGCGACGUUUGACAAUGUGUUCUACGACCAGCGUCUGCUCAGUCACGCUUACAUGGUCCGGUAUGAUCUCCGCGGCCACGGGCGCAGCGGGAAGCCAGAUAGCGCGGAGGGGUACCAGUCGUCCCUGUUCGCGGACGACUUUGCGAGCUAUGGCUGCUCCGUCGUCAGCGACAUAUGCCAGCAUCUCGGGCCCAGCGCGCUGUCCGGCGUCAUCUGCCUCGCCGGCGUGCCGUACGUGGGGCCCGUCCUGGACCGCAUCGCGACGCCGACCGUGCUCGGGUUCCUCCCCUGCCUCACGGACACGCGCGACGUCGCCCUGUGCGGCCGCACAAAGGCGGCCUUUGUGGACACGCUCUUUGAGCACCCCGAGCGCGUCGAGUUCAACGUCAAGGCGUCCUGGAUCGGGCAGGCGCUCCUCCAGCCGCCCGCCGUGUGCGCGCUCGUCCUCGCGCGCGCGCAGGAUCCGGCGGGGCUGUUCGAGGCGGGCCGCCGGGGGCUGCCCCUGCUGGUGCUGGGGGGCACCGCGGACCGGCAGGUGCGGUCGGAGGCGGUGGCGCGGGAGAUGCGCGCGCACUUUGCGGACAUGGACGUGCUCCUGGUCGAGGGCGGCGGGCACGCGCUGUUCUACGAGCGCCAGGACGCGGUCGUCGCGGCGGUCCUCCGGUUCCUCGAGCGGGUGGCGGGCGCGUCGGCGGCGGACGCGGAGGGCAGGCCGCGGCCGGGCGGGUACUGGGGGCCGCGGAGGGGUGCCAAGGAUCUGCCGUCGAUCAUGUUUGACAACUGA